Molecule: messenger RNA, 1603 nt
Organism: Sinocyclocheilus rhinocerous
Lineage: Eukaryota; Metazoa; Chordata; Actinopteri; Cypriniformes; Cyprinidae
Product: rho GTPase-activating protein 28-like
Exons: 13
Coding region: 80-1603 (507 amino acids)
Biological process (GO): regulation of actin filament polymerization; negative regulation of stress fiber assembly; regulation of small GTPase mediated signal transduction
Cellular component (GO): cytoplasm
Molecular function (GO): GTPase activator activity
Source: RefSeq, a predicted model, not a curated record
CACACACACACUCGCGUGAAUUACAGCAGAAACACACACGCGUGCGGUGAUCUCCGUGAGUGUGUUCGUGAUCUGAUGGAUGAUGGAUGUGAAGGACUGUGGCGGAGUGAUUCUGACUGCGUUUCAUUCAUUCAGGAUUCACGGAGAUGAGCAGAAACACGCAGCAGACAACAGGAAAGCGCAGUAUCAGCGGAUAGGCAGCAUGAGUUUGGAGCGGGACUCCAUGGAGGACUACUGGAGUGAGAUGAAGAGCAUCGAUGAGGAGCGUCAGGGAGGACCGGAGGAGCUGAUGGAGCGCGCCAGCGUGGACGAGGCGGAGCUUGAGGAGGCGUGGCUGCAGGAGGCGGGGCUCUCCACGCUGGUGACGGGAACACAGAGCGACGGCCCGGCGGAGGCUCUCCUCUCCACGCUCACACACUCACAGGCUGCUAUGGUGAAGAAACGGCUGGAUAACUACACGCAGACACUGCGCAAGAGGAACAGACAGCCCAUGAGACACGUUCGAGAUGUCUUCUCCAUGUCCGACGCGUCGUCUGAACUGACGCCUCCCAUUUCUCCAAACGGACAGAUCGCUCCCAAACUGCCGCAGUGGAAUCCACCUAAAGUCCCUCUGUCGUGUGCAGCGGACACGAUCAGUUUUCUAAAUUUUCAGAUCGUGAGGCCCAGACAGGGUGUGACGCGAGUGAGCGAUCUAUCAUCUGAGGACAUCAAGAAGAUCGGCUACAUCUCCCUGAUCGAGCUGACCACAUUCUACGACUUCAUGGGCAUCGAGAUGAAGAGGAACCGCGUGGUGCGCAGUAAAGCACGAGACAGCGGCAUAUUCUGCGUUCCUCUCACUACGUUGCUGGAAAAUGACCAGAAGAAAUACCCCGGUUCCAGAGUUCCUCUGGUUUUUAAGAAGUUGUUGUCUAAACUGGAGCAGACGGGCUUACAGACGGAGGGGAUUCUCAGGGUUCCGGGAUCAGCGUCCAGAGUGAAGUAUCUGCGUCAGGAGCUGGAGCUGAAGUUCUACGAGGAUCGUUUCGACUGGGAUCAGGUGCGUCAGAACGACGCGGCGGGUUUAUUGAAGAUGUUCAUCCGCGAGCUGCCGUAUCCUCUGCUGACCCAACAGCACCUGCCGGCGUUCACGGCCGCUCAGAGUAUCUCAUCACCCAAACAUCAGAUUCAAGCUCUUCAUCUUCUCAUCAUGCUGCUUCCUGAAGCCAACAGAGACACACUGAAGUUCACGAAGAACCGCAUGAGUCUGUGGAACGUCUCCAUGAUCGUCGCGCCGAACCUCUUCACGUUUCGCGGAAAGAACGUCAAACAGGAGGAGAUGCAGGGCGCGGUCGCUGCGGCCCAGCUCGUACGUCUCCUCAUUACCCAUCAGGACCUGCUGUGGACGGUCCCAUGUUUUCUGAUCUCCCACGUCAGGAAAAUGAACGAAGCCGCCAUGGGCAAAAAAACGCCGACUUCAGAGAAGAGCAAGAGCAGACUACUGAAGAGAUGGAACACGGAGAAGGAGCGCGAGCGCAGUGAAGUGAGUGCAGAUGAGUGUGUAGUCAUGAGGGAGCUGCAUCAUAAAAAUGCGAGCGCUGCCUGGAUCCAGACGCACAUUUACUAG